Molecule: messenger RNA, 1445 nt
Organism: Suillus subaureus
Lineage: Eukaryota; Fungi; Basidiomycota; Agaricomycetes; Boletales; Suillaceae
Product: Formamidase
Exons: 8
Coding region: 48-956 (302 amino acids)
Molecular function (GO): hydrolase activity, acting on carbon-nitrogen (but not peptide) bonds, in linear amides
Source: RefSeq, a predicted model, not a curated record
AUUCUCAAGCUCUUAUCGAUCUUAUCUGCUAAGCUAUAACUACAACCAUGUCGAUUCAUUCUGUAAGACGCGAGUGUGCCAAUCUCGCUUGGGACAACAGCAUUCCCCCUGCACUGCAUGUUAAAUCAGGCGAUGAAAUCACCUUUGAUUGCAUUGAUGCAUCGAAUGGGCAGCUGACUGCAGAGUCAACAGUCGCAACUCUAGCGACGAUAAACAUGGCAGCAUUCAAUCCAGUGAACGGGCCUGUAUUCGUGGAUGGUGCACAGCCUGGUGAUACACUCCAAGUUGACGUUCUACACAUCAAGAAUCCCGAAUGGGGAUGGACGGGGCUGUUCCCGGGAUUCGGACUGCUUGCAGAUGAAUCCUGGAAACUGGAACAGGAGGGCUUUGCAUGGUUUGAUGAGAAGAAGGGUAUAAAGGUACCACUGAGGCCGUUUGCUGGGGAGAUGGGGGUCGCGCAGAAGAAGAAUGGCGCUCUUUCCACUAUUCCGCCAUAUCAUACGGGAGGUAAUAUCGAUACAAAGCAUAUUACGGUAGGUUCAACUUUGUUUCUUCCGGUUGAGGUGGCGGGAGCACUGUUUAGCAUUGGGGACGGUCAUGCCGCACAGGGGGACGGAGGAUCGGCAAUCGAGACACCCAUGAGAGUCACAGUGCGGCUCUCAGUCAGAAAAGAUAAGCCGUACACCAAGACACCACACUUCAGCACGGCUACUACUGAUGCCGGGGAGUAUUAUUGCACCACCGGCAUCGACUCGGAUAUGAGGGAGGCGACGAGAUCAGCUGUGAGGAACAUGAUUGCUUUUCUGGUUGCGGAAUAUGGGUUGGAUAGGGUGGACGCGUAUAUUUUGUGUAGCGUCGCGGGAGAUUUAAGGAUGCAUGAGGUGGUGGACAUGCCAAACUAUGUGAUUGGGAUAAUGAUGCCCAGGUCUGUGCUCAGACCAUCGAAUAACGCCUGAAGGAAGGGAGCACGUUCUGCCAAUAGCUUCGCCACAUGUAGUACCCUGAAUAUCUGGAACGUGUCGAGCAAAGCUAUGCACGUUAUUAGUCUGGCUGACAUAACCUGUCAGCGACGACGACGUUAGUGCGGCUCAACCGUGGGCUUCAACACUGCACUGGCACGACUCAGCGGUGAAACAAUAGCGCUAAUAUGUGCAUUGUCGGGCAACGUCGUACCAGGGGCACGGAGCAAGUUGCAACAUCACGGUGAGGUCUGUCAGGCUGAGUAGUGUCUCAGAACAUUGUUCCCCUCUGACAGAUGUCGUGAUGAUGUAGCAGGUCAGAGGGAAGGUUUCCGUAUGCACUAAGUUACAGUCAGAGCAUUGUUCCGCAUGAAUAGUUACUCAGAGUUGUACGGACGCAACGCAACGCAAUUUUAGAUUACUCAUCGAGGUACAAAUCGGCGCAUUAUAACUUCCCCAUUUGGUGUAGACUCCGAGAAGACGUCG